Cottoperca gobio is the source of this 2643-nucleotide messenger RNA. RefSeq names its product taste receptor type 1 member 1-like. The record is from RefSeq and is a predicted model, not a curated record. NCBI's taxonomy places the organism in Eukaryota, Metazoa, Chordata, Actinopteri, Perciformes, Bovichtidae. The coding region runs from base 1 to 2463 and encodes 820 amino acids. Gene Ontology annotation, biological process: G protein-coupled receptor signaling pathway. Gene Ontology annotation, cellular component: plasma membrane. The transcript is spliced from 6 exons. Gene Ontology annotation, molecular function: G protein-coupled receptor activity.
AUGAAACAUUUUCUGGUUUCUCUGUGUCUCCUGGGAACUUGUCUACAUGUCUCGUCUCAAUGCACUGUCCCAGCCUCAGAGUUUCAGCUGAAAGGAGAUUAUUUGUUGGGUGGACUUUUUGAUAUUCAUCAUGAUAGUGCCCCUGUUACUCAUGACAGACCAGAAGCCAUCAACUGCACCAGUAAACCCUUAAUUCAUUCAAGUUUUCGGAGGUUUCAGAUGAUGAGAUUCGCUGUAGAGGAAAUCAAUAACUCCACCAACCUCCUGCCAAAUGUAUCUCUCGGCUAUGAGAUAUUUGACGAAUGCUCAGAUACGCACAAUUUCCCAGGCAUUUUCAACCUCAUAUCAGUCAACGGCUUGAUCCAACCUUGGGGUGAACCUCACAAGAAUCUGUCCAAAGUGAUGGCAGUGGUCGGUCCUUAUACAAGCCCUAAGGCCCUGACUGUAGCCCCACUUUUCAUGAUGAAUCUCAUUCCUAUGAUCAGUUAUGGAGCUGCUAGUUCUGUCUUUUCAAGAAAAAUGAAUUUUCCCUCUUUCUUACGAACAGUGCAUCCCAAUAAAGACGUCAUAGAAGGGAUUAUUAACAUUGUGCAGCACUUCAACUGGCGCUGGGUUGCUUUCCUUUACAUUAAUGAUGCUUAUGGCAUUGAUGGCCUGGAAUUAUUCUUGAAGAGGAUUAAGGAAACUGAGAUCUGUGUGGCGUACACCAAAGGCCUCAAUCAAUAUACAGAUCACUACCAAGUAUUCAAACAGAUACAGGCACAGAAGAUAAGUAUCCUUAUUGUUUUUGCUCCUGAAUGGACUGUUGCAGCUCUCAUUACGUCAGCAAUCAAACAAAAUGUCACCAACAAAGUGUGGAUAGCAGGGGAUGCAUGGUCCUUAAACAAGAAGCUCCGCAAGAUGACAGGAAUCAAAAAUAUUGGAACUGUAAUUGGGGUUGCUGAACCAGCACUAAUAAUACCUGGUUUCAGUGAUUUUAUCUAUUCCUCCAGAAGCCAGACUCAUUGUGAAAAUGCAGAACAAAAUAUGUUUUGUAAUCAAGUUUGCAACUGCAGCAGCAUGAGUGCAGAAGAUGUCAUCGCUGCAGACCCAUCUUUUAAUUUUCCUGUUUAUACUGCUGUAUAUGCCAUCGCUCAUGCCUUGCACAACGCAUUGCAAUGUGGAUCUGGCAGAUGUUAUGACAAUAUUACAGUGCACCCAUACAUGGUUCUAGCAGAGCUGAAGAAGUCACAUUUUACACUUUUAAACCAGAGUAUUCGGUUUGAUGAGAACGGUGACCCCAACUACGGAUCCUAUUCCAUAGUUUACUGGAACAACCGUGGUGAUGCAGAGGAGAUCGGCUCUUUUCAUUUUCCCCCAUCACUCCAUUUCUCCAUCAACAACAGCAAGAUCCAGUGGUACACAAACGGAGAAGCGCCUACUUCAGUGUGUUCCCCAGAAUGCCGUGCAGGAUUUACAAAAAGGUUUACUGGAACCCACAAAUGCUGCUUCGAUUGUGAAAUCUGUUCAACUGGAACUUAUGUCAACAUCACAGGAGAUCCCUACAGGUGCAUCAGCUGUAAGGAGACAGAAUGGUCUGCAGCAGGAAGUACAUCAUGCAACCUGCGGGUGGUGGAGUACGUCCCAUUCACAGACACUGGGGCUAUACUGAUCAUGGUCGGGGCCUGGGCCUUGGUGGGCCUCACACUAGCCGUGUCCGUUCUCUUUGCCAUCAACUACAACACACCUGUUGUCAGAUCUGCUGGGGGACCAAUGUGCUUCCUAAUCUUAGGCUGCCUCAGUCUGUGUAGUCUUAGUGUGUUCUUUUACUUUGGUAAGCCAACAAUUGCCUUUUGUAUCUUAAGGUACUUACCAUUCCUCUUGUUCUACACCGUUUGUCUCUCGUGUUUUGUUGUGCGCUCUUUCCAAAUUGUUUGCAUUUUCAAAAUAGCCGCCAAGUUCCCCAAACUCCACAGUUGGUGGAUGAAAUAUCAUGGACAAUGGCUGGUCAUUGCUGUGGCAUUUGUUAUUCAGGCACUCUUACUUCUCUUUGGAUAUUCUUUUGCCAUCUCAAAGCCCUACAAAGAUACAUUUGGGUACCCAGACAAAAUCAUACUUGGUUGUGACAUUGAUCUCAAAGCGUCCUCUGGUCCUUUGGUUUUACUUUUAUCUUUGUGCUUCCUUUGCUUUAUUUUCUCUUACAUGGGAAAAGACCUCCCAAAAAAUUACAAUGAAGCCAAAGCAAUAACCUUCUGCCUGCUCCUGCUGAUCCUCACCUGGAUCAUCUUUGCUACUGUAAACGUGCUUUACCAUGGCAAGGACAUCCAAACACUAAACGCUCUGGCAGUACUCUCCAGUCUCUACUACUUUCUGUUGUUUUAUUUCCUCCCAAAAUGCUACAUCAUCAUUUUUCAAUCGUACAAAAACACUCAGGAGUAUUUCCAAGGUCUGAUUCUGAAUUAUACCAAAACAAAUAGCCAGUAAUAGCUUGAAGUAAAUGUGUUACUGUACAGAAUACAGAAUAACUUAUGUAAUUCAAGCUUCGGGAUGGUUGGCAUCUCUUAGUCGUACUCAGAGCCUCUGACUUCUUAAACUAUGUUAAGACUAAGAGUCUACAGUGGGGUGACUCGACACACCGGUCUUUAUUGGCCUGUCCCCAGCUGG